Messenger RNA from Alnus glutinosa, 348 nucleotides. RefSeq lists its product as uncharacterized. The transcript has a single exon. The record is from RefSeq and is a predicted model, not a curated record. NCBI's taxonomy places the organism in Eukaryota, Viridiplantae, Streptophyta, Magnoliopsida, Fagales, Betulaceae. The coding region runs from base 1 to 348 and encodes 115 amino acids.
AUGUUAGGAGCCAAGCCAGCUCCAUCUCCAUUUCCUACUGGUACCCAGUUAUCCCACCUUGAUGGAGAUUCUCUUUUUGAUCCAUGCGAGUAUUACAAUGUAGUGGGUGCUCUUCUAUAUUGUACAUUGACAAGACCUGAGAUAUCCUCCUCUGUGAAUCAAUUGUGUCAACACAUGCAAGAUCCUACUACUACUCACCAGACACUAGCCAAAGGAGUCCUUCGCUAUUUUAAAGCUACCCUUGAUCAUGGUUUGAUCUACCCUGCUGCUCUUUUGAGUUCCUUACAUCUUCAAGCAUUUUGUAACUUGGAUUGGGCUGGCAAUCUUGUUGACCGUCGAUCCACAUAA